Messenger RNA from Cladocopium goreaui, 408 nucleotides. NCBI's taxonomy places the organism in Eukaryota, Dinophyceae, Suessiales, Symbiodiniaceae. The record is from the annotation of a GenBank genome assembly.
AUGUCGUUGGUAGACAGCAAUGCCGUGUUUGAGAGCAGGGCUCUGGCCAUAGGCAUUAGCCAAGACACAGUGAAUGCACUGGGUUUACGUGGCUGGGUGACGCAUGCCACCUUCGCCUUCUCAGCGCCACACAAAAAGGAGGCAGAGCCAAAGAGGACGAGGGAGGAUCCAGCGUCCAACAAGAAGAAUGCAGCAGAGGCGGCAAAGCUCAAGCGUUUGCGCCGCACUCCAAUGCCCAAACAGCUCAGGGGCGGCACACCAUGCGAUGACAACGGAAAACCGUACUGUUUUGCUUUCAAUUUGGGCUCUUGCCAGAAUGGAGAUGAUUGCAAAAAGGGAAUGCACCUUUGUUGCAAGAAGGGGUGCGGGAAGAAGCACUCCUAUGUGUCGGCCCACAAGGGCUCUUGA